ACUUUGUAAAGUCUUGGCAAAGGGCAGAAUUUGAACUUAGUGGCUCAGAUGAAUGGAGUUCUGGAAUGAUCAAGUGUUUGUCUUUUACUCAUGCAUGAACAAUUAAGGUACAAUGAAGUCCCUUACAAACCAGUCGCAUUUUAUUAUUGGAUUGUUUUUGGCCUUGUCUGUUAUCACCCUGAGCUGCAGCGGAGGUAAAGUUUUAGUGUAUCCUGUCGAUGGAAGCCACUGGGUCAAUAUGAAAGUCCUGAUAGAAGAGAUGCACUCCAGGGGCCACAACAUCACCAUUAUCCGUCCCAAAUCCAGCUGGUACAUCACGGAAAAGUCCCCUCUCUACACUUCCAUCACAAUCCCAGAUGAAACAAAUGAAUUUGAGAACUUUUUUGAAGAGUAUUUAUGGAAAGUGAUGCAAAUAGAGAGAGGCGAUGGUUCUGGACUGUCAUUCUUGCAGCUUCAGGUCGAUUUGUUCAUGAUGCUGUCAAAAGCACAUUAUAUUUCUUGUAAAAUGGUGUCGGCCAUUUUAGAAGACAAGACACUUGUGAAAAGACUUCAGAAUGAACGUUACGACCUGGUGCUCACCGAUCCUGCCAUUGCAGGUGGGGUGUUUUUAGCUCAUUAUCUAAAACUCCCUCUUGUUCUAAAUGUACGAUGGAUCACCAGUGGUGAAGGACAUUUUGUUAUAGCACCGUCUCCAAUGUCUUAUGUACCUUUACCAGGCACUGGUCAUACAGAUAAAAUGAGUUUCACUCAAAGGGUUAAAAAUGUUUUAUUUCAAGGCUUUAUUUUCUUCCAGGACAGAUUUGUGGUGGGUCCACAUUAUGAUGCACUAAUAGAGAAGUAUUUGGAUUACAAAACAGACAUUGUUAGCCUCAUUCAAGCCGCUGAUAUCUGGCUCAUGAGGGCUGAUUUUGUAUUCGAGUUUCCGAGACCAACAAUGCCAAAUGUUGUUUACAUGGGUGGAUUUCAGUGCAAACCUUCCAAGCCUCUUCCUGCAGAUCUGGAAGCAUUUGUGCAGAGCUCAGGAGAGCACGGUUUUAUUAUUAUGUCUUUGGGAACACUUGUUAAAAGUCUCCCCGCCGACAUGGCGAACGAUAUCGCGGCCGCUUUUGCUAGUUUACCUCAGAAAGUCAUCUGGAGACACCUUGGAGAUCGCCCAUCCACUGUGGGAAACAACACUCUAAUCGUGGACUGGAUACCACAGAAUGACCUCCUGGGACAUUCCAAGAUCAAAGCCUUCGUAGCCCACGGAGGAACCAAUGGAGUGCAGGAGGCCAUAUACCAUGGGGUACCAAUCUUGGGCAUCCCUUUGUUCUUUGACCAGUUUGACAACUUAUUACGUGUUCAGGAGAGAGGAGCGGGUAAGAUACUUAAGUUGUCAGAGUUCAGUGGCCAUACUUUUGGACAAGCCCUACGGGAAUUGCUUGGUGAAGCCUCCUACAGGAGGAACAUGCAGAGACUCUCAAGUCUACACAGGGACCAGUUGAUGAGGCCUUUGGACUCAGCUAUCUUCUGGAUCGAGUAUGUGAUCAGAAAUAAAGGUGCGACUCACCUGCGCUCCGAGUUCUACAAGAUGCCAUGGUACUCGUACCAUUCUGUGGAUGUGGUUUUGGUUCUUUUGGCUAUCGUUGCUGUGUUUGUGCUUUCUAUAGUUGCAGUAAUCAGAUAUGUGUGUUAUAAAACAUGCUGUAAACGAAAAAUGAAAAAUGAAUGAUGCUAGAUGAUUUUUAAAUGAGAUUAGAUUAGAUUUGCAAAAAAUAAAUCAUUAACUCAUUAAUCAUUAAAAUGAAAUCAUUAAAGGAUUUACUGAUACCAUU
Molecule: messenger RNA, 1814 nt
Organism: Megalobrama amblycephala (Wuchang bream)
Lineage: Eukaryota; Metazoa; Chordata; Actinopteri; Cypriniformes; Xenocyprididae
Product: UDP-glucuronosyltransferase 2A3-like
Exons: 2
Coding region: 113-1711 (532 amino acids)
Molecular function (GO): UDP-glycosyltransferase activity
Source: RefSeq, a predicted model, not a curated record